Messenger RNA from Rhizophagus irregularis DAOM 181602=DAOM 197198, 579 nucleotides. The record is from RefSeq and is a predicted model, not a curated record. NCBI's taxonomy places the organism in Eukaryota, Fungi, Glomeromycota, Glomeromycetes, Glomerales, Glomeraceae.
GCCCUUUUCACUGCUAGUUCCGUUGCUACACCAAUUGGAAACAUAGGAAAUGGUGUUAUUAUUUCUCCACCUCCCCCUCCUGAUGGUCCCAAAGGUGGACCAAAAGGACUAAAAGGUAGAGAUUUCGAUGGCCCAAAAGUCCCCAAGGGUAAAGGUCCAAAAGGUCCAGGUCCUAAAGAUGGACCAAAAGGUCUAAAGGUUAGAGAUUUCGAUGGCCCAAAAGUCCCCAAGGGUAAAGAUUUCAAUGGUCCAAAAGGUCCCGGUCCUAAAAUUGGUCCAAAAGGUCUAAAGGUUAGAGAUUUCGAUGGCCCAAAAGUCCCCAAGGGUAAAGAUUUCGAUGGCCCAAAAGGUCCCGGUCCUAAAGAUGGUCCAAAAUUUCCCGGUCCUAAAAUUGGUCCAAAAGUUCUAAAAGUUAGAGAUUUCGAUGGCCCAAAAGUCCCCAAGGGUAAAGAUUUCGAUGGCCCAAAAGGUCCCGGUCCUAAAGAUGGUCCAAAAGGUCUAAAGGGUAGAGAUUUCGAUGGCCCAAAAGUCCCCAAGGGUAAAGAUUUCGAUGGUCCAAAAGGUCCCGGUCCUAAAGAU